Durusdinium trenchii is the source of this 1785-nucleotide messenger RNA. NCBI's taxonomy places the organism in Eukaryota, Dinophyceae, Suessiales, Symbiodiniaceae. The record is from the annotation of a GenBank genome assembly.
CUCUUUCGCCCGAAGUGGUACGGUGCACCGACCGCAGGCUGGUGUUUUUUCCACCCAAACCAGCAGCAGUCCAUUUGCGCCAUGGCGACGAACUGGUUCGGAUCUGCUCAUGAAUCGGUUACCAACGCCAUUGCCAAUGCACCAAGUUUGCAAGCUGUGGCGGAGAACCUGGGAAUCAAAGAUUUUCAUCAAUGGGCCUCGGCCAAAGCGUUUGACCUGCACUCAGCAGUCCACGAGCAGGCAGUCGAGUUAGUGAAGACCAAGGUGAAGGGAGAGUUCGGGAACGAAGUCAUCGACAUGCUGGAUGCUCUUUCCGAAUGCAUGCGGAAGAUUUCAGAGGAGUUGAAGCUGAAGGAGGCCAAGUUUGGCAUUACGUUGGCACUUCCGUUGGUCUCCAUGCAGCAUAACAUGCUGGAACGUCCCGACGUCGAAGGACUUUUGACCGACCGGGCGUUGCUGGACGAAGCGGCGUAUUGGGUGGAUUUUGCUGCGGGAGCCUAUGGUAAGGAGGACAUCAAGGGCUAUGACAAAGCCUCGGUGAACGUGGCGAUUGGUGAGAAGUCAGGAGUGGAGGUAACAGUGGCGUAUCUUCCGGCAAAAGGUGUUCAAAUGCCUGGGCACUUUGUAGCUGUGGACAGGAACAAUCGAGAAGUGGUUCUGGGCAUUCGUGGUACGACCACCCUGUCCGACGCGCUCACGGAUGCCGUGGGAGAAGCCACGCAGGUUCCAGGCUGCCCUGGUCUACUGGCGCACAAAGCGAUGUUGGCCAGUGCACAGGCCGUUCUUGAAAAGACACGGCCUGCACUGGAACAAGCACUGCGUGAUCACUCAGGUUUCUCCUUGGUCAUCACUGGACACAGCUUGGGUGCUGGGACGGCGAUUCUUUGCACUGUUCUACUGUCGGUGACACCCUUGAAGGCAAGGCCGCGCAUGAGAUGCUUCGCCUAUGCGCCACCACCUGUGAUCGGUCCAUUGGAGCACAGGAGUCUACGCGGUUUGGUGAUUCACUCCUUCAUCAACCGUGCGGACGUGGUCCCUCGAGCGAGCCUGGCCAACGUGUUCCACCUCGGCUUGGAAGCUAUGGCCGUUGAUGGGCUCGACCUGGAUUUCCAACAUCGCUUCAAUUUGAUGCGAAGAGAUGCCUCUCCUGAGAAUGAAGAGGAAAACAAGGCCAAGAAGAGGAUCGUGGAGGCGGUGAAGGAGUGUCAGGAAGCUCGACAUGCGAAGCCUCACGAGUCAUUUCCGCCCUUGUUUGUUGCUGGCCAGGUGUACUGGAUCGAAUGGCUUGGUCAAGAAGGAAGUGUGCAGGAUGCAAAGAAUGACACCGCAGAGAGGGCGCCAAGGAUCCACCUGUCGUCCGCCAGGGCCUUUCAGUGUCUCCCACGGAGCUUGACGCGUAAACCGCGGCGUUGAGACGUGGCGUUGAGACGCGCCGCACGAGUCGGGGAUGGACUUCGAGACCAGUUUGGAAGUCGGAGACCUCAAAAAAUACCCGUCCAUAGUCACUACAGCAGUCACUACAGGGCUUCUUUAGGUGACUAAAAGACCGAAAUGGAGAGCAGACCGAUGUGGGCAGCCAGGGCUUUGCUGAUGCGGGGAGGCACCAACGCGCUGAAAGAUCAUUUGUGUGGAGGCUACAAAGAAGGCCUCGAAGGCUACAAGAAUCACCUGAAGGCCAGUGGAGGGUGCAACUGCACAAUAGCUUGAUUGCCAGCAAAGUUCUGAGAAGAGCGAACUGAAAGACUGACCAGCAGAAAUCAGGAAAAAGGCGAUUUGACAUCACAG